UGUAUCGUUCAUCAAUUCAGAAAUUAAGUUUAUUGGGCUAUGAAAUCAUUUUCACCGUACGCGUUACCAACCCGAUGGCACACGAAGUCUGCACUGUAUCCGUUGCUGUGCCUCUGUGUGCUCCACGCUCCACCCACAAUGAAGAGGACGACCUUAUGGGUGAUAUGGUGACGAGUGAUAACAGCAAAUCAUAUGUAAUAUGUCCGCUAAUGCCUGAUACAAAAUACGAAAGUCGGACAUAAGAGAAAAAUGCAAUAAUUUUCGUUUAUUAUUAAUUCGAUAUCCGUUGCCGUUUUUUUUUCUGCAAAAACCGACGUAUUGGGUUAAUAUCAGUUUAGCCCACCGGGCAAUCGAGGAAAAUGGCUUUGACCAACGUCCAGAAGAUUCUGUUCCGCGCGCCGCAGUCCGCUCGACACAUUACGGGCAAGGCUCUACAAGCGUCCCUGGGACCGAGACCUCAGAAACCCGCACCGUUCCCGUACAAAGAGAAGGAUUACACCAUGUUCAAGAGUUUGUUUGAUAAGACGACAUCGCGUUUCGACGAGAAUAGCAAGCUGAUUGUUCUUGAGGGACCUGUGGGAAUUGGUAAGACGGCUGUUGGAAMUCAGCUUGCUGAUUUAUUGGAUAUGCAUUUUAUGCCAGACAUUACAAUGGACGCGUAUUACAUAAAUGACUAUGGUUACGAUAUGAGAAAACUGGACCCUCAACUGCCAGUCAAUUGUCGUAGUUUUGACGAACGUAAUUUUCUCGAAAACCCAGAACACUUUAAUGCUGCUUCGUUUCAAAUAAUCAAGUACAAGUUGCGCUAUGCUCAUUAUAUUGAUGCCAUUGCUCACUUGUUAAAUACUGGAGAAGGUGUAAUUAUUGAACGCAGUCCUUACAGUGACUUUGUGUUUGUAGAAGCUAUGUAUAAAUGCAAGUAUAUGAGUAAAGCAGCGCGUGAAUUGUACUAUACACUGUACAAGCACGCUAUGCCUGAUUUGCUGCAUCCUCAUUUAGUUAUCUACUUGGAUGCACCAGUACCAAGAUUGUUAGAYCUUGUAAAAGAAAGAAAACUACCUCAUGAAGUCAAUUCUAAGGCAAUGAAUACUAAGUACCUAGAAACUAUGGAUAGCGAAUUUAAAUAUAAAUUUUUAAGGGACAUCAGCAACCGAUCUGAUGUAUUAGUUUAUGAUUGGUCAGAAGGUGGAGAUCCUGAAAUAAUCGUGGAAGAUUUAGAACGUUUAGAUUUGGACAACUAUGAUGAGAAUGAUCCUAAGAUACAGGAUUGGAGUUAUUCAAGAGAACAAUACUGGGCUGAUGUACGAAUGAAAUAUACCAAUGAAAAAGAAGCAUUAAUUUCUAAUUUUAACGUCCCUCUUGUUGAUGCUCCAGAACUUCUUAUACCCGGUGAAGAAGCUGAAAUUCUUACCCGUGCUUGGUUCCAAGUAAGAAUUAUAUUUUUA
This is a messenger RNA of Diuraphis noxia (Russian wheat aphid), 1445 nucleotides long. RefSeq names its product NADH dehydrogenase (ubiquinone) subunit ND-42 (gene ND-42). The record is from RefSeq and is a predicted model, not a curated record. Gene Ontology annotation, biological process: mitochondrial electron transport, NADH to ubiquinone. Lineage: Eukaryota; Metazoa; Arthropoda; Insecta; Hemiptera; Aphididae. Gene Ontology annotation, cellular component: cytoplasm; respiratory chain complex I.